GUGAGUGUCGAAGCGACUCGCGCACGACGAACACGUUGCAGUUUGCACGAAGGAAGUCGCGUCGCGAGUCUCGGUCGGUCUUCGUUGGUCUUCGUGAUCCAUUUGCGCUCGGUAUUAUCUCCACCUCUCGUCGCUGGAAUCUUGGCCGAUUCGGAGUAACGAGGAGGUUCGAGGGUUCGCGAGUUGCCAAUCUUUCUCACGGAGCAGUUGAAGAUUUCGCAACAACGGAUCGCGAAACGGGACCACCGUAUACCCUGGAUAGCCGCCAACGCGCUUGAACCGAGGCUGCAUGGCAACGCCGUCGAAAACGCCGUAGGAAAAUGUCCAGGAAGCGCACUAGGGAGGAAACUAUGCUGGCUACUUUGUCCCACCAGAAUAGCGUCAAUGGAGAGAGAGCAUCUUGCUCCAGGGAGGACUCUCCGGUUCACGCUUCAAUUUGUAAAGAAGCACCUUUCAGCGAUGAAUCAGAGGCUAUUACAGAGAGGAACGCAUGCGAUUAUAACAUGCGAAUUACUUUAAAACAAGCAAGAAGUGGUAAAGUUCCUAGGAAAAUUAGAGUUUACGCCGAUGGUAUCUAUGAUCUCUUUCACCAAGGACACGCACGGCAACUUUUACAAGCUAAGAAUAUUUUUCCAAAUGUUUAUCUUAUUGUUGGAGUAUGUAACGAUGAAUUGACACAUAGUAAAAAAGGAAGGACCGUAAUGACAGACUUAGAAAGGUAUGAUGCUGUUAGGCAUUGUAGAUACGUAGAUGAAGUUGUUCGAGAUGCACCGUGGGAGCUUGAUGAUGAAUUUUUGAAAAGGCACAAGAUUGACUUUGUUGCUCAUGACGAUAUACCGUACAUGACUGAUGAUGGAUCGGACGUUUAUGCUAAAUUAAAAGCUAAAGGUAUGUUUGUAGCCACACAGAGAACGGAGGGUGUUUCUACAUCGGAUAUCGUUGCGAGGAUAGUCAAAGAUUAUGACAUAUACGUCAGAAGAAAUCUCGCACGAGGUUACAGCGCAAAGGAACUUAAUGUGUCUUUUCUCAAUGAAAAAAAAUUUCGCCUACAAAACAAGUUUGAUGACCUAAAAGAUAAGGGAAAGCGAGUAAUGGAAAACAUUGGCGAGAAACGAAUGGAUAUGAUAAGCAAGUGGGAAGAGAAAUCUCGGGAUUUUAUCGAUGCUUUCCUCUUACUCUUCGGAAGAGAAGGCAGACUGUCAACAAUUUGGAAUGAGAGUAAAGGCCGCUUAAUGCAAGCUUUAUCUCCACCGGCAAGCCCGAAAAGGGAUGGUAGUCCAAGCAGUAGUAAUAGCAGUAACAACGACGAAGACCAGACAAGUCCACCACCAAAGAAAACGGGACGCUUUGAGUUUUCACAAAAUAAUCACUAUUUGAGUGAUGAUUAUAGUGAUGAUGAAGAAGAACAUCUACACUCCAAAUGAUAACUAAUUACAUUAAAGAGGCAUAUAUUCUCACUGACCAAAACAAACGUGCAAUUUUUAUUUAUUACCUUAAAAGUUUAGAUGUAUUUUCAUACACGAACUGCUGAUGAUGCUACUAUGCUUAAAUGGAUUUUGUAUGGUAUUAGCUAGUGUUAUACAUUAAAAUUUCCUGUCGUGAUGUAA
Molecule: messenger RNA, 1607 nt
Organism: Solenopsis invicta (red fire ant)
Lineage: Eukaryota; Metazoa; Arthropoda; Insecta; Hymenoptera; Formicidae
Product: choline-phosphate cytidylyltransferase A
Exons: 9
Coding region: 321-1424 (367 amino acids)
Biological process (GO): CDP-choline pathway
Molecular function (GO): phosphatidylcholine binding; choline-phosphate cytidylyltransferase activity
Source: RefSeq, a predicted model, not a curated record